Messenger RNA from Notolabrus celidotus (New Zealand spotty), 1410 nucleotides. RefSeq names its product Scm polycomb group protein like 4 (gene scml4). The coding region runs from base 300 to 1154 and encodes 284 amino acids. The transcript is spliced from 7 exons. Gene Ontology annotation, molecular function: protein binding. Lineage: Eukaryota; Metazoa; Chordata; Actinopteri; Labriformes; Labridae. The record is from RefSeq and is a predicted model, not a curated record.
UGCCAUGACAACUGAAAGGGGACACAGAGGAAGGGGGUUAGGGUAAAAGGGGGGGGGGGGGAGGGGGAGAAGGAAGGGGGUUGUUUGGGAGGAUGGAGAUUGGGGGAGAGAGAGAGAGAGAGAGACAGAGAGAGACACACACAUGCGCGCAGAGUUGCCGGUGUCUUGACAGUGUGUCGCGGCAGGAAGAGUGGAGGCAGACUGUUUGAGAUCCAGCGAGGGAAUAAUUCAGAAACCUGCUGCUGCUGGAGCAGAAGCAUCACAGAGGCAGAGGACACCACACGGCUGUGCAUGGUCAGAUGAAUACCUUGUCUGCCGGCUCAGAGAUGCAGACUCCGGCUCUUGGCCCACAGUUCAUGGGGGGGCCGCAGGGUAAGGUACCUGGCAGAAAGAGGGGGCGACCUCCCAUCCGAAAGCUGGAGUUCCAAAGUCACUAUGUUGAGCCUAUGUCUCCUCUAAAGGUCCCGAAGAAGAGAGGCAGAAAACCUGGUUUUAAGCUAAAGCCUCGGAUGGUGAUGUCCCCCCUUGCAAACUCUCCUCCAAACAGCACACCAGAGCCUGAGAUGGGCUCUCUCCCACAGGAUGCUGCUUUGGUCCCCCACUCUACCACACUACAAGUCCUAACAGCAGAGACGCCUGUGCCUGAUGACUACUUGUGUGACCCACCAGUGGACUCGAAGCGCUACGCUGUGGAUCCCAGCGACUCAGCCUUUAACCUCAUGGCGUCACAGUACCCACAAAAACCCUCCUAUGGUUACCGUGGCAGCAGUUGCUCUGCUCCAGUGGGCGUGUGCAGACAAGCAUCAUGUCCCGGAAGCUUCCAGGAUGGAAACAGGAACGCUUACAGUCCGAUGCCUGACAGCGCCGAGUGUAAGCGCCCUACUGGUAAAGAUCCGUCCAGCUGGGGCGUUGAGGAGGUGGUUCGGUUCAUCAAAGAUUCUGACCCCCAAGCUCUAGGACCCCACGCUGACACAUUCAGGAAGCAUGAAAUAGAUGGAGACGCUCUGCUCUUGCUGAAAAGUGAGAUGAUGAUGAAGUAUCUGGGACUGAAGCUUGGACCUGCACUCAAACUGUGUUACCACAUCGACAGGCUGAAACAGAACAGGUUUGAGGCAGUCUGCUCCAAAGGAAUGUCGGUCUUCCUCAAGCUGUAGGACCCUGAACAUCUCUGAAGAGACCUCAUGAAGUCCCACCUGUCGGCUGAACCACCACACCUGUUUUUAUAACAAUACUAAACUUGACUUCAUCAGGGUCUUUGGACACUACCUUUUGUCAUAGCUCCUCAUUCUUCAAUGUGUAAACAGUGUGAGACCUAGCCUCAGUGUUUCAGUCUUUGUUUCUGUCCCAGCAUGUCUCAUUUUCUAUCUGUGCUGUACCGGGUCAAAUAAAUUAUUGAGUUUUUCAAUCUUU